AUGGUCACUUCCACCACCGCAGAUGGCACACUCUCCGUCGAUCUCCACCACCACCGCCACCCUAGCUCCCAUUCUCCAUCAUCGCCAUCAGCAUCAUCAACAGCCUCCUCCCUCUGCAGAAUCAUCGUCGAAUCCCUAGAAAUUUUAUUGAGAAACAGAGCACUCUUCCUCUCGAUCACUCUGUUUUUCGCCUUCCCUCUCUGUUUCCUAUUAUCUUCCCUUUCUGUCUCAUCGAUCCCACUCAGAUCCAAGAUCCUCCGCCUCGAGUACCUCGCCACCGUCGCCCCGACCCACUACGAGUCCCGCCAGGUGUGGAAGGAAUCCCGCGAGGUCUUCCUCUCUCUGCUUCAGCUCAAGCUCCUCCACCUCGUCCCUGCGAAUUCGAUCGCUUUAAUCGCCGCGAUCUCCGCCGUCACCGCCGCCGAUUCGGGCAGGAAGCGCCCCGUCGGUUUCAGAUCCACGAUCGCCGCGGUGCGACCGGCGUGGGCGCGGGUCGCGGCGACGGCGAUCUGUGUGUACGCGAUCUCGUGGGCGUACGCCGGGCUGCCCGCCGCGGCGGCGGCGGUGCUGGCGCCGGGGAUUGGGAGGUCGGGGAUUCGAGUGGGGAUUUGGGUUGUUGGGUUGGCGGUGGAAGUGUAUAUGAUGGCGGUAAUGGGGAUGGCGUUGGUGGUUUCGAUCGUGGAGCGGCGGUCGGGUUGGGAGGCGAUUCGGGUCGGGUCGGAUCUUCUGGAGGGGAGGCGGGUUUGCGGGUGGGUUCUUUCGGGUGGGAUGGCGGCGGCGACGGGAGUGAUUGGGUGGAGGAUGGAGGAGGCGGCGGUUGAGGACGUGAUGACGGCGACGUGGGUGGAAAGGUGGUGGGAGAGGGCGGUGGUGGUCGGGGUUUAUGCGGCGGUGGUGGUUUGGGGGUUCGUCGUUAGCACCGUUUUUUACCGGGAGGCUAGAAAGCGGCAUGGGAUUAGGGAUCAUGAAAUGGAGAUUUUGGAGGCUUGA
Molecule: messenger RNA, 990 nt
Organism: Linum tenue
Lineage: Eukaryota; Viridiplantae; Streptophyta; Magnoliopsida; Malpighiales; Linaceae
Source: the annotation of a GenBank genome assembly